This is a messenger RNA of Cryptomeria japonica (Japanese cedar), 1799 nucleotides long. Its product is annotated as transcription factor MYB35. NCBI's taxonomy places the organism in Eukaryota, Viridiplantae, Streptophyta, Pinopsida, Cupressales, Cupressaceae. The transcript has 4 exons. The record is from RefSeq and is a predicted model, not a curated record. The coding region runs from base 449 to 1624 and encodes 391 amino acids.
AUUAUGAAAAGGAUUGUCAGUUGAAGUUAGUUUCAUUACCCAGGAGAGAAACUAAACCCUAAAAAAGUUGGGACAAAGUACUAUCAUCUUCAUGCUUUUUAUGCUGAUUUGCCUCUCCAUUUGCACAGCUAUAUACUUUUAUAUCUUGUUUAUCUACUCUUAAACUAUUCUCUCCAAUCCUGCAGGGCUAUUUGUUAAUUAGCUAUUAUUAACAUUAGUUGGUACAUUUCUGUCACUAGAAGGCAAAUUUACUGGAUCUAAGGUGAAUGUUUUUUUUGCCAAUGAUAGUUGUAAGUAUUUGCAAUGUUAUCACAGGCAUAAGUUGCCCUUGAAAGGUCAGAUUCUGAAAUACCAUUUUAUCACAGGCAUUAGGCAAUAUAUAUGAUUCAACCUAUCUACAGACUCUUUUGUAAUUGGUGGGUAUCCAAGAAGAGCUAGGCCUAGAACCAUGGACAUGGUUAUAAUGGGGAGGACUCCUUGCUGUGACAAGAAUAAUGUGAAGAAAGGCCCAUGGACUGCAGAGGAAGAUGCCAAGCUCCUCGCAUACAUUACCAUCAAUGGCACUGGUAAUUGGACAUCAAUACCCAAUAAAGCUGGGUUGAGGAGAUGUGGGAAGAGUUGUAGAUUGAGAUGGACGAAUUAUCUGCGACCUGAUUUGAAGCACGAGAGCUUUACAAGUGAAGAGGAGCAGCUUAUUCUCAACCUGCAUGCCGCCAUUGGAAGCAGAUGGUCUCUGAUAGCUGCACAGUUGCCCGGACGAACAGACAAUGAUGUGAAAAACCACUGGAAUACUCGGUUAAGAAAGAAAUUGUGCGAGAUGGGAAUCGAUCCUGUGACUCAUCGGCCCAUUUCACAGAUUUUGGCUGAUUAUGCAGGCAACGUCAGGCUCUCUGGUGGAAACGAAGAUCAGGUGGGCAAGGCAAGAAUAAGCUGCCUGACCAAAGACUUGCGAAAUGCGCAUUCUGCAGCCAAUUUUAAUUAUAGAAACAAUCCUCAUCAUCAGAAUACAGCUCCUCCUCUGGACACCAUGAACAAUGCUCACAUCAGUCCUGAUUACAACAGUAAUUUAUGGGAUGUUCUUGCUCAAUUGAAUGAAAUUAGGAGCAAUGUGGCCUCUGCAUCUGCACAGCCAAACCAAAGCAGUAUGACCAACAAAUUUUCAUGUCCUAAGCAACUUCCUAUCAAUGGAGGAGAAGAACCCAAUUUGCUUCCUGUUUUUGCAAAUGAUCACAGUACCCAGCAGCCACUCAGCUGGAGUGAAUUUCUCAUGCAAGAAGAAGAACAAGAGGAAAUGGCACCUCCUGCUCACUAUGAUGAUUGUGAAUUGGAUACUACAGAGAUGAUCUUCCCUCCUCAUGUCAUGGACACCAAGUCUUACUAUUGUCAUCCAGAAGAGCUGCAGAUGCCACACAACCUGGAGAAUAAUACAAUAACAAGACAAAACAACAUGAAAAUGCAAACUGAAGAUACCCCUGCCUACAUUUAUACUGGGAGCAGCACAAACAGAUUCAAUGACAAUGUAUGGAACCCUGCAGUCUCGGAGAUGUCUCCUAUGGAUUCUCUUCUACUGAACUGUGAAUAUCCCUUGUCUUGGGACUUCUCUGAACUUGAGAAUGUAGCUUGAUCAGCACUCUAUACAAUACAUGUAUACUGUAUGAACCUUAGAGACCAUGCCAUCUACCAUAUAUACAUAAAGACAAUCUUUAUAUCUACAAGAAUUCUAAUGAUGUAUGCAGAUUAUAAAAUUCAAAGAUAUAUGAAGUCAUAUUUCAUCUUACCAAAAAUGGAGAUGGCGGAAA